CGUGACUCCAAAAGUACGUAUUCUUGCCUGUGUCACAGCGGUGUAACUUGCAAGCGUAUAUUAAACCAAAACAUCUGAGCUCUUUAGAAUUUUUUUUUGUGUAUUAACUUUAGCGAUUUUGAACUCACUGUCUGCAUAUUUACUUGUUACUCCAUUUCAUGUAAUAUUUACGUUGUUAGUUAGUACUGGUUAAGAUAGCCUUGAACUAGGCUAUUCGCUAAUGCUAACCAGCUAACGUUAGCUACAUCCCCGAACAUGACGAGCUACUCCUCCCCUGCGAAUGAAGAUGUCUGCUGGAUGGAGAAAGAAGCUCUGGGUCUGAACAUUGUCGUGAAAGAAGAAGAGAACAAUAUUAUAGCGAAAGGAGAGGAAGGGGCAAUUACUAUCACAGUGAAAGAAGAGGAAAAAGUGGCUUUCGGAAUAAAAGAGGAGGAAGACUAUGUUACAGUGAAAGAAGAGGAUGUAGCUUUUGGAGUGAAAGAGGUGGAGGAUGUUGUAGUGAAAGAAGAUUAUGCCGUUUUUGGAGUGAAAGAGGAGGAGAUAACCGUCACAGUGAUAGGAGUGGAAGAAGCUUUCAGGGUGAAAGAGGAGGAGGAUGUUUCAGUGAAGGAAGAAGAGGACGUUUUUGGAAUGAAAGGGGAGAUUGAGGGAUUAAAGGAAGAGGGGAAGACUGUCACAGUUAAAGAAGAGGAUGAAGAAAAAGAGGAGACUAAAUAUCUGAUUAACACCAGACAGAGACCAGACUCUUGCUCUGACAGUGGGAAGAAUCCUUCAGGGGAACCAGAACAAGAGAAGCCCAAACCAGCAAGACCACAUCACUGCUCCCACUGCGGAAAGGGUUUUAGGUGGUUAGGGAAGCUGAAAGACCAUGAAAGAAUCCACACUGGAGAGAAGCCUUACCAUUGCUCUCAGUGUGAAAAAUGUUUUAUCCGGUUAUGGGACCGGAAUAUGCAUGAGAGGACACACACAGGAGAGAAGCCUUACCAAUGCUCAAAAUGUGUAAAACGUUUUGCUCAGUUGAGGGGCCUGAAAAUGCAUGAAAGGGUACAUACAGGGGAGAAGCCUUAUCACUGCUCCCAGUGCGAAAAUAGAUUUUUUUCAUCAGCGGGCCUGAAAAAACAUGAGUGGACACACACAGGAACAAAACCUUACCUCUGCUCCCAGUGUGGAAAAGAUUUUAUCCACGCAGGUCAACUGAAAGAUCAUGAGAAAAUACACACAGGAGAAAAGCCGUACCACUGCUCUCAAUGUGGAAAGAGAUUCAUCAAUGUAUGGAACCUGAAAAAGCAUGCAAUCAUACAUACAGGAGAGAAGCCCUACCACUGCUCCCAGUGUGAAAAGAGUUAUACCCAAUCAGGGGACCUUAAAUCACAUGAGAGGACACACACAGGAGAAAGGCCAUACCACUGUUCCCAGUGUGGUAAGAGCUUUACCCGGUUAAGGCAACUCAAAGAACACAAGAAUAAACACACAGGGGAGAAGCCACACCACUGCGUUCAAUGUGGAAAGACUUUUACCCGAUUAGGGCAACUGAAAGAACAUAAAAUGAUACAUACAGGACACAAGCCUUUCCAAUGCUCACAGUGUGGAAAAAGUUUCAUCCAGUUAAAGACCCUGAAAAAUCAUGAGAGAACACACACCGGAGAGAAGCCUUACCACUGCUCCCAGUGUGGAAAGAGUUUUACUAAAUUAGGGAACCUGAAAGUACAUAAGAGAAUACACACAGGAGAGAAGCCAUUCCAAUGCUCUCAGUGUGGAAAGUGUUUCAGCCAGUUAGGGGACCUGAAAAGGCAUAAAAUAAUACACAAAAGAUAAUGCUUACCUCUUCUCCGAGUGUUGAAAUUGAUAUUUCACAUCACACAGACUUAAAGUCAAUCAAAGAACAAAUCCAGGGGGAGCACGUGAUGCCGCGGAGCUGAGCAGACGUUGACAAACCGAGCUCUUCAAAGUUAUUCUAUUUUUACCUAUAAAACAACAUUGAAACAAUAUUCUAACAUCGGCUGAAAAAUUGUCAAGUACCUUCCCAAAGAGCCAUGGACCUCCGACCAAGAGGCAAGAAGGACGACCAAAACGUUGUUGAUUCCCAAGAUAACGAUAACGCUACAGCUAGCAAGAUUAGCAUUAGCCCUCAUAACUCAGACGACAGUUCCAGACUGUUGCUCUCAGCAGCCUCUUGCGAGCCUGCCGGGAAAUUCAGGAUGGUAACAAAGGUCUUUCUAUGAAAAUUGAUAAGAAAUCGGCUGAACACCAUUCUUCCAUUGACAACCUGAAAUCCUCUGUGAAUGAUCUCCUUUUGAGAAUGACUGAGGCAGAGUUGCGCAUUAGCACAGUUGAAGAUACCAUCGCUCGACAUGACCAGGUCUUGAUAAAACUGCAAAAGGACAAUGCCUACCUCAAAAACAUGGUAGAUCAGAUGGAGAACCAGAGUAGACGUAGUAAUAUCCGUGUGGUGGGAUUAAAAGGACAGCAAGGGCCGUGACCCGGUCCGUUUCUUCACUCAAUGGAUCCCGGAGGUCCUAGGCAUAAUCAACUUCACCAAGCCGCUGGAAAUCAAACGCGCCCACAGAACAUCAGCGCCGAAAACCCGGCCAGAUGAGCCCCCACGGGCCGUCCUGAUCAGGUUCCUCCGUUUCCAAGACCGAGAGAAGAUACUGCAACUCGCAAGAGCCAAAGGGGACAUCACCAUCGAUGGAAAGAGGGUCAGCCUUUUCCCAGAUAUGAGCGCGGAUCUCGCCAGAUGUCGCAAGCAGUUCAGACCUGCCGCCAAAGCACUGAAGGAGAAGAACAUCACCGGCUACCUCAUCCACCCUGCGCGGAUGAAAGUUCAGUACAAAGGCCGAAGCCAUCUCUUCAAUCGGUGAUGUCACUCGCUCUGAGGCCUUGAAGUAAUUGUUCCCCUUGCUCUGCAAGGGCCGCAGUUUUUGUGGAGGGAUAAGGUAACGAUGCUUCUUGGGAGGCAGUUGUUGAUGUGUGCAGAGGGUCCCUAGUUUGAGCCCAGGUUGGGGGCGAGGAGAGGGACGGAAGCAAAACUGUUACAUUGAUGCUGUUGACCCGGAUUACUGGUUGCUGAGGAAAAGGAGGAGGUCAAAUGGGCGUCAAAUGGUGGGGGUUGAGUGUAACCGGUGUGAAAUGGCUAGCUAGUUACCGGGGUGCGCGCUAAUAGCGUUUAAAUUGGUGACAUCACUGAGACCUUGAAGUAGUUGUUUCCCCUGCUCUGUAAGGCAGGUAACGAUGCUUCGUGGGAGACAGUCAAUGUGUGCAGAGGGUCCCUGGUUUGAGCCCAGGUAGAGGGACUGAAGCUACACUAUUCUCGUGCUUAAAUUCAAGGUCAGAGAAAAGUGCAUUAAAGACAAUUACGUUCCAUUUACGCACGCUGAACUCCGGUCGGAAUUCCCCCGUAAGGGAAUAGUAUGGUCACAUCAAUAUGAAUGUGAAAAAAGAACAAACAGAGAAAAAACUAAUUAACAUAUAACAGUAUUAAUUCAUCGUGUACAUAUUCAUAUUAAGGAUCUAUGUUUGUGUAUAUUAAAAUAUUUGUAAGAAAUAUGAGAACUUUAUUUUGAAGUUAAAAUUACAUUCUUUGCCAAUAUAAAAAACAUAUUUUUCCUAAACUCCUAAACCCAGGAGAUGGUGAUGUGAGUCUUUCAGGUGCUUCUAGGGCGCCGUAAAAUCUAGUGGACGGGACGCUUCUUCAAGGCUCUUUGCUAUCUGGGAUUGGCAUGAAAAAUCUCCAUUGAAGUUUAAGUGUUUAGGGUAGGGAUGUCCAAAUGAGCCAGGAUAGCACUGACCUUUCCUCAAGGCUUCCACUAUUUACCACAGUCAAUAUUGGAUAUAUUGUAAAAAUUCCCCCAAAUAAUAAAAUAGCCUUUUGGUCUUAAUUUAAGGUUAGCAGUGUGGUUAAGGUUUAAAAUCACAUUUUAAGAAGAUACAUUUUAUAAAUGGGUGGGGUGUGUGACUGUGUGGCUGUGGUAACUAGUCAGCCUGUUGUGUUGUUUCACGUUAAUUAAUUCUGUGUUCCUGGUCCAAAAUGUCUGCCCCAUUAUAGCUGAUUCUAAAUCCAUAAUAAUACAUAUAUAAUCACCUAAUGUUGUGUUAGAUCUUUGUAUCAAUUUACGUUCUUGUGAACAUUACAAGUUUUGAACUUCUGUUUGCUAUUUAUGGCCUGUAGGCCUCAUUGGCCUGAGCUCAUACAACUCGUUUUUGAGUGACAAAAAGCAUAAUGUAUGGAUUAUUUUGACUAUAAUAAAUACUCAGAU
Messenger RNA from Oncorhynchus mykiss (rainbow trout), 4256 nucleotides. RefSeq lists its product as uncharacterized. Gene Ontology annotation, biological process: regulation of transcription by RNA polymerase II. Gene Ontology annotation, molecular function: RNA polymerase II cis-regulatory region sequence-specific DNA binding; DNA-binding transcription factor activity, RNA polymerase II-specific. The record is from RefSeq and is a predicted model, not a curated record. Gene Ontology annotation, cellular component: nucleus. NCBI's taxonomy places the organism in Eukaryota, Metazoa, Chordata, Actinopteri, Salmoniformes, Salmonidae.